Funneliformis mosseae is the source of this 2397-nucleotide messenger RNA. The record is from the annotation of a GenBank genome assembly. Lineage: Eukaryota; Fungi; Glomeromycota; Glomeromycetes; Glomerales; Glomeraceae.
AUGGAAUCCUCUUCUAACGUAAACUCCUCCUUUACCAACCAAAUCUCUCCCGCGCUCUCUUUAUCCAAUUCAUUCACUGACACAAAAUCAUCCACUUCAUUGUCUUCUCAUUUACACUCUGCAACUCGAAGAACAUUUAUAGGUCCAACAGCAUCAAAUUGGCCACAUAAGAAAACUUCAUACUUUUUCUUGAAGAGUAAUGAUUCUAAAUCUCAAGUCGUCAAAAAACGAUCUAGUCAGAAUCUUAUUAACAAAGGUGAAUCAUCGGUCGACUCGAGAGAUUAUAAUGGUUCCUCGAAAUUUCAAAGAAAUUCAAUUGCAAGCGCUACUGAUUCGCAACACUUGAUCUCUGAACCACAAAGGCUAAAAUUGCAAAAUUCUAGUAAUAUUACCAUUGAAAGUCAUUCCUCUGCAUAUUUUACUCCAGCUCAUGAUAUAAAUCCAAUUUCUACACAACAAUCUUAUUUUCCAUUACCUAAUGAAGUAAAUGAUAAACUUUCAUCUAACAAUUCCGUUGAAAAUAAUGAUAUGAAUCAAGAUUCGAAACAUGUUAAAUUUUCAAGUACAGCUGCUUCCGCAAUUUCAUCAAAUUAUCAACCAAAUACAAUCAUAAGACAAGAUCAAAUGUUAGUGAGAAUUGGUUAUGAGGAACUUAAAGAAAAUCCGCAAUUAUAUAAAAAGAGAAGUUUUACUCACGACUUUUUUCAGUUUACCGAAUGGAAAGAAUUCAUGGUAAAAUUAAAACCAGAUGUGAUUGAAUUAUAUAAAAAUGAGAACAAAAUAAUAGAAAGUAUUCCGUUCACUUCCAAAACAAAAUUUUCAUUAUUUUCGUCAUCAGAUUAUACGAUAUUGUUAUCUCAACCAAUGAAACGUUAUGUUAAGAAUUUUAUACUUAAUCCCAGAACUAUAUCAUUGUGUGUUCAAUGGUAUCAAGUAUUAUAUGACCUAUUUUCUGAAACAACUAGUAAAUCAAUACUUCCUUCACUUGGAGUCACCAUACCAGAUUUGGAUAUUAAAUUACAAAUUCCUAUUUAUCAAAAUGAUGAUGAUGAAAACUUUUCAUUAUUGAGUAUGAAUGCUGAGAAAGUAAUGAAUGCUGUUUUAAAUGAAUUGAAUUUUCUUACCGAACAGAAUGAUGUAUUAGAUAAAUGGGUAAAAUCUAAAGAUUUAAGAUUAUGUUGGAAGAGGUAUGAAAGGUUGGAAUGGAUUGAUGAAAAAGAUCAUGUUUGGAAUGAUUUGUUGAAAUGUCCUCAAUUUGUUGAGCAGACUCAUCAGUUGCAAUUAAGACCAAUUGAGCAUUAUCCUACAUCAGUUAAAUCCAAAGAUGGAACUAGAUUAAUCGUAAUAAAAUGUUUAUGUAUAUAUCCACCUCCACCUCCAAAUGUGUCCACUACAACCGUUAUUGAUACAAGUGAUAAUAAUGACAUUCAACAUUAUCCAUUAAUUUAUGCAAUUUCACCUAUGAAUUCUGAUAUGAACAGGAGAGUUAAUCAGAUUUUAUGUGCGAAAGGAUUUAUUGACUUAACCGAAAUUGUUGAGAUUAAAUGUUUAGAAGAAGUUCUAGAAGCGGAUGAGGUUAAUGACGGAGAAGGGUGCACUUUUAAAUUGAUAAAGAAAAAUGGUAAAGUUAUUACUCUAAAGGCAUAUUCACGGCAAACACGAGAAGAAUGGAUAAAUCAUCUAAAUGAACUUAUUAAAUAUUGGAAGGCAAGAAUAUCGCGAGAUGUGAGAAUGAGAGUCGAAAUUAUUAAAACAAAUCAAUCAUAUUAUCAUGAGACAGUUGAUGAUGGAUUUUAUCAUUGGAGGAAUUCAAAAUCUUAUGUUAAUCCAAUAUUAUGGAAUUGUUGUGUAUUAGAUAGAUGUCGUGGAAUCAUUAAAUCUGGGUGGUUAUAUAAUAAGACACAAAUCGUGCAAACAUUUGAACAUUAUCAUCAUGUUCUAACGCAUGGCCACCUUAUUUAUUUUCAUCGUAACACGCGUUCCACCUUAUCAAAAUGUACGUCAAACAAAAGUUAUCACAAAUAUAAAUGGUGCAUAAAUUUGAGAGAUUGUUAUGUAUAUUCAGGAGAAAUAACGGAACAUGAAUAUUAUGAUUCAAAUCAAUCACAAGAACGAAGUGUCGCUAAAUCAUAUAAUAAUGGUCAAUUGGCCAAAAUUUAUGGGGAUGGUAUGGUAUCUUAUGAUAAUUAUAAAGAUACAAGUUUUGUUAUUUGGAAAAAUAAAAGAAAGUAUUGUUUUGGUAAUGAUGGGAUGAAAAUCCAAGUGAAUCGAAGAAUCCAAUUGAAUACUCGGGGAAAUUUUUGGGUUUUUAGAGCUAGAAGUAGAAUGGAAUGUGAAGAAUGGGUUUGGGCCCUUAAUGCUGAAAUUGAACGUCUUUAUAAAAAUGAAAAUACUUGA